Molecule: messenger RNA, 1518 nt
Organism: Phytophthora sojae
Lineage: Eukaryota; Oomycota; Peronosporomycetes; Peronosporales; Peronosporaceae
Product: putative G-protein coupled receptor
Exons: 2
Coding region: 1-1518 (505 amino acids)
Biological process (GO): transport
Cellular component (GO): membrane; Golgi apparatus
Source: RefSeq, a predicted model, not a curated record
AUGAAGCAGUCGUGGAGCUUCGAGCGCGAGGACCGGUCGCACUUCCUCAUCGAGCGCUUCGGCUUCGGGCCGUCGGGCCGCAUGGACGUGCGCGUGACUGACGUGGCCAUCGAGGCGGCCGACGGCUCCACCGAAGGCGCCGACAUCCAGGCCGGCCUGCUGUUCGUGCACCAGGACGAGCUCUGGGAGGCCGUGGCCCUGUUGGACGACGUGGUGGGCGACGUGGACCUGCAGGACAACGACGACCCCAUGAUGCUGGCCACGGGCCAGGACCAACAGGCCCAGGACGGAGACGCACAGGACAAGUGCGCGCUGCAGCUGCGCCGCGACAGUCGCUGGGUCGACCUCGCGGACGAGCGCACGUGGAACGUCAGCCGUGGGGCGGAGCACGUGGCCCUUGAUGGCCCGGAGGGGGGCGGCCACAACGGGCCGCUCAAAGUAGGCUUCUACUACAUCUUCUACGCGCAGUGCACGCCCGGACUCCAGGUCUCCUUCCACAUGGACGCGAUGUUCAAGAAUGGGGCUAAGGACUUCUUCUCCGUGGGGGAUGCCCCAUUGCCGGUGGUGUACUUGACGACGAGUCUGCUGUUUCUGACCGCGGCCGCGGCCUGGGGCUGGUGUUUGGCGACGCGUCGAGAUUUCGUGCAGAGGGUGCAUUGGCUCAUGGCCAUGCUGGUGGGAGUCAAGACCGUGGCGCUGUUCGCCGAGGCCAUGCGCGCGUACUACAUGAGGCGCAACGGCGACACGCUCACGGCCUGGACGGCAGUGUCGUACGCGUUCAUGAGUCUCAAGGGCCUGCUGCUGUUCUCGGUGCUGCUGCUCAUCGGCACGGGCUGGUCGCUGCUGAAGCCGCAUCUGUCGCAGAGGGACAAGUCCGUGCUGUCGCUCGUGCUGGUGCUGCAGGUCGUGAGCAACACGGCCCAGAUCCUGGAGGCGGAGACGGCCGUCGGCACUCGGGCGUGGGUGAGCUGGCGAGAUGUUCUGCUGCUGACGGACGUGGCCUGCUGCGCGGCCGUGCUGCUGCCCAUUGUGUGGUCCAUUCGACAACUGCGAGUAGCGGCCGCAACGGACGGCAAGGCGUUCGCCAACCUCCAAAAGCUCACGCAAUUCCGGUCGUUCUACUUACUGGUGAUUAGCUACAUCUACGUGACUCGACUGGUGAUACAGCUUCUGCAGGCCAGCCUGCCCUACGACGCUACGUGGGUCGCGGUGGCCGUCAGCGAGCUAGCAGCGCUGGCCUUCUUCACCAUCACAGGCUACCGCUUCCGCCCGCUGCCGGUCAACCCGUACCUGGAAGUCCCCAUGCACGAAGACGAUCUGGAGGAGUUCGCGCUGGACGACGACGAAGACGACCUCGACUUCCGCAACAUCCAGCGCACUGACAUCCGCAAGUUCGCGUACGGCGCACCAGUGAAAACCAAGGCGAGUAACCAAGUCCAGACCAAAACAGGAACUUCCUCCCCGGAGCGCACCAGUUACGCCAAGAAGAGGAGUGGAAGCUUCAACAGCGACCUGUAG